Dendroctonus ponderosae (mountain pine beetle) is the source of this 2397-nucleotide messenger RNA. Its product is annotated as Kv channel-interacting protein 4. Bases 295 to 1170 code for a protein of 291 amino acids. NCBI's taxonomy places the organism in Eukaryota, Metazoa, Arthropoda, Insecta, Coleoptera, Curculionidae. The transcript is spliced from 6 exons. The record is from RefSeq and is a predicted model, not a curated record. Gene Ontology annotation, molecular function: calcium ion binding.
CUUCAGGACGUCGGUUUUGCUCCAGCCAAGAUUGUGGCGUAAACUUUCGACGCGACCUCGAACGCCAUACAUUUUUAAGGACUAAACAUUAAUAUUUGUCAGUUCAAACAGGCAAAUUACUGACGCCAGACUCUUUAGUGUCCUCGCUAAAGCCGCACUAACCAACACAUUUACUCAAAUUCCUCCUCCUCAUCUAACACCCAGCCAUUGAAUUUGGAGUCCGCUAUGCCAAUCAUGCGCUAGGUGAGAUAGACGCGAAAAGGGCAUGUUCGGCUUUAAAAUGCCGGGCACAUAAUGUACCCAAUGGUGCAACAACAGCAUGAUCAGCAACACGAUCAACGCAUCAACAGGAAUCGAAUUGUCCGGACCGCUGAGCAACAGCCGACAGUUGCAGUCAUUUCCAGAGGACGUUAUCAGCACCCAGGCGCUCUCGAACCAUUACAGGGUUGUUCUACGAAGCUGCAGGAGAGCACCGACGAGGAGGAGGAGGAGGAGGAAGAACCUAAGCCCAAAAGGUCGCUUCCCAGGCGAAUCUUCACAUACGUGAGAGAAGCUUGGAGUGGCGUCAAGUCAGCUCUAGAUUCUGAAUUAGAAGACCUCGAGACUCCACCUAGAUACCGACCAGGAAGCUUGGAGUCUCUUUCGAAGGCCACCAGGUUCACCCAGGAGGAAAUUAAGAAGAUCUACCGGGGCUUUAAGGCAGAGUGUCCAACAGGCGUGGUCAGGGAAGACACAUUUAAAAUGAUCUACGCUCAGUUUUUUCCGCAGGGAGUCAAUUCCAGUCAAUAUGCGCAUUACGUCUUCAACACGUUGGACCAAGACCAUAGCGGACUCAUCAGUUUUGAGGAUUUUGUGCAGAAUCUAUCAAUACUUUCCCGAGGCACUUUGGAGGAGAAACUCCGAUGGGCCUUUUCGCUUUACGACAUUAACGGCGACGGCUACAUAACUCGCGAAGAAAUGACAGAAAUAGUUAGUUCCAUUUAUGACCUAAUGGGCAAACUGGCCGAGCCCUGUAUAGAAGAUGAUACCGUAAAGGAAAAAGUCGAUAGAAUAUUUCAGAAAAUGGAUAAAAACCAAGACGGUGUGGUAACUCUGGAUGAGUUUCUCGACUGUUGCAAGACCGACAAGGACAUUUCCGCUUCUAUGGCCGUUUUCAACUCCUGCAUGUGACAUUCGGUUGGUGCGGUUCGAGGUGACCAAACAGAACAAUAGGAAUGAUAGAAAAAAAAUUGUUACAUUUGUAUUAUCAACGUCUGGCGAAAAUCGCGUCACCGACUACAACGGUCUGAUGUCAUAGGAAUGACGAUGCUUUUCGAUGAAGAAACCUACUAGAUCUUGCUCUAAAUCUUCUAACUAUAAGUUAGACACGUAACUAUUUAACUUUGACCAAUUAUAGAAUAUCUUACAAUAAGAAUAUCAAGCUGCUUCAAAUGUUGUUUUUUUAUUAAUGUGUCAGAAUAUUUCUUCGCCAACUUGGACAUUCUACCUUCCAAGCGGGCUAAAUUGUGUUCAGUAUAAAUACAUUUUUCAUUAUGUGAUGGAUCAGUUUUAUAGUGAGCUUUAAAAUAAUUGCCGAAGGAUGGUAACAGCACCCUCAAUGUGAAAUCAAUAAGAAAACAAUAAAUUCCAAGAGUCAGAUAUUUAAUUAAACUCAACAGUGUAUUAAAACUUGAUGGAGAUCGAUAGAGUUUAUUACAAUGUACAGACUGGAAGUCAACAAAAUAGGGCUUGAUCCAUAUUUCAGAAACGAUAAUAGUGUAUGAAUUCAGUUCUUACAGUGCCUUUGUCGAAGAAUUUUUUAGGAAUAUUGGUUAUCUAUAAUGAUUUUGAUAAAUGUUGUUGACUAUAUGAGUAUUGUUAUCUUUUACGAAAAUGAUCUGCUUUUAUAUAUCAAUCAAAAAGUUUAAAGCACGUUUAUACCUAAUAGCAAGUGAAUUAAUCAAAACAAAUUUUUGCAUCAGCGAUGGUUAUUUAAUAAAAAAUUACUAUAAUUAAUAAUGUUGAUUAAGGUCGGCUACUUUGGCUGCUUUAUAAGAAACAUUAAAUUAAAAUUCUCAAAAAAUUUUGCUCUAAAAUGAGAUGUAACUCUCAUAAUUUUGUCUGUAAUUUAGAGCUUUUCUGGCAAAAAACCGCUAAUUUCUGAUUAAAAUUAAAGUUGAAAAAUGCAGCUUUGUUACAGCUAAAGCUAAUUAAGCUUGAGCAAUUAAAUUGCCCCAGUUUCAUUUGGCAAAACCGUGGCAUUUGAAUUAAAACGUUAAUUUUAUUUGCCACUCCACCCGACACAUGCAAACUCUUCUGAGAUUAAUUGAUGGAAUAUUUUAGUUGAGAGUAAUAACAAACUAUUGAAUUGGGACACUUACAGCUGUAAGAAAAUGUAAUAAAAUUGUUCCAUUUGAA